AUGCCCCUUUUCAGCUCAGUAAAUUGUCCUCCCAGUGUACAACCAGGUGCCUUUCAAUAUGCUGCACAAUUGGGUGGUGAGUCACCUUUGUUGGAUCAGAUGACGCUAUGUGAACUGAAACUGAAAACUUGGUACAACUUCAACCUACAACUCAUGGAUUCCCUUUCGAAUACAUCGUUCUUGCUUGUGCUUAUACACCACCAUCACAAGCUGCUUGAGGUUCUUGAGGAACUGUUCAAUACAAGGCGACUUGUAAACUUCACGGUUGGAUCGGUCUCUAGCAGUUGUUUCAGAAACUCAGUGCUUUCUAGCUUGAAAUCAUUGGUGUCUGAAACCUUGGUAUCGAUAAGCAGCACUUACAGCGAUAUUUUCGAGCACGCACAUUUUCUCAACAUUGAAAAUUUCAAAUGCAUUUAUUCCAAAAUUAACAAGGAAACAUUUCAAACAUCAACCAACAACGAGGACCAGUUGGUGCACAUCAAUUUUGAGAUAUUAGCCAGAUCCAAAAGCUUUCUUCUCUUCAAAAAACUAAACGGAAUUUUUGAUUUGGAUAUCCUUCGAAAUGAAGAGCUGGUUCUGUUGAAAAGUAGAAUUGAUAAAUCGAAACCGAAAAACCAAUACUUGUUGGAAACCGAAGAAGACGCUAGACUGCUGAAGUCACGAAAUUUUCGAGACUUCCAUUACCGUCGCUUGACAGAACUCCGACUUUUAAACAAGAGAAUUUUCUCUUGA
This is a messenger RNA of Ogataea haglerorum, 732 nucleotides long. RefSeq lists its product as uncharacterized. NCBI's taxonomy places the organism in Eukaryota, Fungi, Ascomycota, Pichiomycetes, Pichiales, Pichiaceae. The record is from RefSeq and is a predicted model, not a curated record. Bases 1 to 732 code for a protein of 243 amino acids. The transcript has a single exon.